Bipolaris zeicola 26-R-13 is the source of this 156-nucleotide messenger RNA. RefSeq lists its product as uncharacterized. The record is from RefSeq and is a predicted model, not a curated record. NCBI's taxonomy places the organism in Eukaryota, Fungi, Ascomycota, Dothideomycetes, Pleosporales, Pleosporaceae. The annotation marks the transcript as partial. The transcript has a single exon.
CAAAUUGCGCUUCGAGACAUACAAAAGGUCAGUAGCUCUCGAAAGCUGUAUUUUUUUAGAAACUUGAUCAUUAAUGCAAGAUUGGUUAUAGAGCGGUUUUUUUCCUCUUAUUCGAAAGUGAUGACGGUACGAUACCAGUGGUUUUUUUGCGUUUGA